AUGUCAUUAUACCUCAGUGCUUUCUCCAGCUACUCUCACGAAUCCUCACCAACACUAACCAACAAAGUGUGUAUUUUAUGAUUCAUGUUUUGCUAUUAAUUGAACUGUUUUGGUUUCAGCUAUCAAUUUGACCUGCAAAAUUAAUUUAAGCGCAGGUAAAGAGAAAAAAGUUUAACGAUUAAUUUGCUAAAAGUAUUAAGCAGCUCAACCUACAGUUCAUCUCAGUAUUGUAAGAAAGAUAAUGAAUACUUUGUAUUAUUUUAGUUUUUUUUAUUUAAAAGAUAAAAAAGGUUAUGCUUUUACAGUAAUUUAUCGUUUGUUUUUUAACCAAACCUACAAGAAAACUGUUUUGCUUUACAGUCGUGUGUGAAAACGUUUUGUGAUUCGUGACAAGCUGACAUUAAAAAGAACAUUUCGCUUGGACAAAGAAAACCAUUUCUCAUGUCUGGUGUUUGUUUGUUUGCAUGACGGCUAGUUCAUAUUUCACGGUACUAUGAAUAAAAACCAAACAGGUGUACUUUAGAGGGGUGUGUUAAUAGGAGGUUGUUUGCACAGUUUCCUGGAGCAGCCUGCUGUGAUUGGAGGCCUCGAGGUGCGGCAGCUGAAACCAGAGAAGCUGUUAUGAGCACACCUGAGAGACACGCCCAUCUUUGUUCCUUUCCAGUCUCUGCUCAGAGUGUGACAGAAAUGGCAGCAGCGACUAUUUCCAUCGAACAAGACCAGUUCUGUUGUUCAGUGUGUUUGGAGAUCUUAAGAGACCCCGUGACGAUCCCUUGCGGACACAGUUACUGCCUGGCCUGCAUUGAAGACUACUGGAACAGAGCCAAGCAGAAAGGCCAGUACAGCUGCCCUCAGUGCCGACAGGUGUUUAAUCCGAAGCCUCUGUUAAGCAGAAACACUGUUCUGGGGGAAGUGUUGGAAAAGUUACAGCAGUCUGGACUUGCAGAUACAGCGCAGCACCUCUCUAAACCCGAGGAGGUGACAUGCAGCGUGUGCACAGUGAGGAAAACCAAAGCUGUUAAAUCCUGCCUGGUGUGUUUGGAGUCGUACUGUGCGCCUCACCUGAAAGUCCACGAUGAGCGCUUUCAUGGGAAGGCCCACAUGUUGAUCUCAGCCUCAGAUCAGCUGAAGGAGAAGCUUUGUCCACAGCACGACAAACCGCUGAGGCUGUACUGUCGCACUGACCAGCAGUGUGUGUGUUCUCAGUGUGUCAAAGGGAGGCACAAGGGCCAUGAUGCGGUCACAGUGGCGGACGAGAGGGCAGUACAACAGGUGAGUGAAAAUAAAUCUUCAAAUCUGUAAGCAGGUUGUUUCAGGGCAUGAAGACCCUCGAGGAAAACAGGCGGAAUUUCUGUCGCCUCAAAUACAACUCAAGUUUACCGUGUGAAGUUCAGAAUGAAAACAGAAAGAGGAUUUACCUGAAAUACUUGAUUUUACAUGCCAAAGUCAGGUCACUAAAUCAUGUCAGUACUUUUAAACCUAUAAAGCUUUUUGUUUUGGCCGGUGUCUUUUAUUAUCUAGAUGGUGAAAAAAAAAAAAACUUCCCAUAAGAGCUUUAAGGAAUACUUUAUUUUGGGAAACAUGCUCCUAACUUUUUAGAGAGCUUAGUGAAAAUAUAAUUUGCCCUCCAAUUCUCCAUUUUUAGAAGUCUUUCCAAAGAACUCUGCAAAUGUGCAUGCAAAGGACAAAAUAAGAAAAGACUGCUUUGUCCAUAGGGGGCACCAAAACUGACACAAACAAAAAGUUCCUCACAGAAGCUUUAAUGUAGAAACUUCUCAGUCCUGUGUGAACACUAUAGUAUAAAAUAAACAGACAUUUACUUAAACAGCUUUGUAAAUAAACAUUUUCUGAAUUAAGAUAUUAUCUGCAGGACAUUCACUAUUGAAGGGAAACAUUCAAAGUUCUGACCAAUAAAUCUGGCAAAUAAUAAAACAUUUUGGUUUCUGGACUCACAGAGGAAAUCUUGAUCUAAAGACUGUGGUCACAAAUCCAUGACAAACAAGAUCAACUUGUUCCUCACAGUUUGAAAAAUCGUUUUAUCCAUCAGAACGUUUUAAUAAUUCUGAGAGAAAUAACUUGUUUACUCAUCAAAACAGACCUAAUAUUUUCUAAAGUGAGUGCAAAUACAUCCUGUUGCUACUGACACUGAAGCUAAAGUAAAAAUGCCGACUGAGCAGGAAAAGACGCUCUGAUCUUUAGUCUCAUGGCCUCAGGAAAAGGUCUGAUUUUGGGUUACAAAAUAGACAAUUAGUUUGAGGCACUUUGUCAGAUUUUACAAGGAGGUUUUGGUAACCUUUGAACAGCGUACAGACACCAUGAGUUCUUGAAUUUCUAGAUAUUGGAUAUUUGAUUCAAGCCCAAACCUCAGUAAUAUCUACGGUGUUGUUUCAGAGUUUAAUAUGUUCAGAUGACUUUUAUGACCCUGAAAAAGAGCGCCAUUUGGAAUGCAAACUGUGGCUCUUUGCCUUGAAAAGUCCCCAAAAUAGCUCUCAUAAUGUGUGACAGAUUGUGAUGAUAACCAGUGGCCACAUCAGCAAACCAAAUAAAUGAAUAAACAACUGACUCACAGGUGAUUUACAUAUUAUCGGUGCAGCGGCAUGCAAAUGUUCCCCUGAACCUCAUGCAGAUUACACCUUACAAAACACACCAUUACAAAGUGUGUUUAAUGUCCAAAAGGAAAGAUAUGUCUGUUAUAAGCAGGGAUAAAAGCUUCAGUACUUCAAAUAAGAGAAGUUUAAAUGUAGUCUUGCAGAUGUAUGUUGGGCUCUGAUGUGUCAGGAGUUUGAACUGAUAGAGCAAAGAACUUCCAGCGCAGUCCAGUCCUUUGACAGAAAAAUCUAAACUUCCAUCUGGAGCCCGAGGGGGAGAGCACCGUGUGAUAUUCAUCUUUUGUACUCUCCCAGAAAAAACUCCAGGACUCCUCUUUGAAGUCUCUGCAGAAACUGAAGGAUGCGGAAAAGGAACUCCGAUAUGUGGUGAAAUACAUAAAGGUGAGGGUUUACUCUGCGUUUAUGUUGUUGACACACGGUCAAAAGUUGUGUGCGAGUACUUACGAAUCAAAGAGAACGCUUGAUCAUCCGCAGCACUCCACGGAGGCGGUGGUGGAGGAGAGCGAGAGGAUUUUCACCAAGCUGAUCCGCUCCAUAGAGAAGCAGAGCAGCGAGGUGAAGGAGCAGAUCAGAGGGCAGCAGAGAGCGGCUGUCAGUCAGGCUGAGGAGCUGCUGGAGAAGAUCCAGAGGGAGAUGAUGGAGCUGAGGAGGAGCGACGCUGAGCUGGAGAGGCUCUGCCGCUCUGAUGACCACCUUCACUUCCUGCAGGUACAGAACAAGAGAAAACUCAACCAGGGCUGUGGGAACAAGUCCAAUUGAAAACAUACAAAAUUUAGCUGCAUUAUAAACAUGCAGAUGAUGUUUUCAGGCUUUAUCACCACGAUCCUCAUCUGUAAAACUCAAGCCUCCUCUCUGUUCUUUUUAUUUUGUCUGUUUUGUUUGGCCGCCAGACACCCCCUUGAAAAAUGACUUCAAUCUGAAGGUGUUGAGCACAGGUUGAACUGAAUAAAAAUGAACCUAAACCUCUAAGACCUUUACAGCCGACUCUCUUUGUGUCUCUGGCUGUUUCUCCGAAUGACAGUGAGAUCAAAAAGUGACCUAUGGCAUGCCUCACUGUGCGCCUGCAGAUCAGACGAGCCAGAAUAAAAAGUGGCAUUACAUCAGCAGAGUGCAGCACAGCAUCCAUAACAAAUAUGUGUAUGUCACAUAGACUAUACAGUCGAUGGUAUGUCAUUAAAAUAGCUUAUGUGGCUAACAGGCUAAAUUGCCUCAAUGUCAUCACUGUCUAUUUCAAUGCUUCUCUUAUAGACAAAAUCAGUAAUGUGUUGUGGCGUGCUGGUAAUGCACUACAUAGAUGGCCUCACCACAUAGCUAACUAAUGACCUGGCAGCACAUGAGGAGGCAUACUAAGUCAGGUGUUGUAGCUUAGAGUUUUUUCACUCUAGUUACUCUGGCUGACUUUAAAAAAAGCUAAACAAAUAUAAGAUUCAAACGGGAACAAUCACAGACAAGGAUCAGCCCCAAAACCAACCAACUCAAAGUUUGAAAUUCAAGUAGAAGCUUUGUUUUUGGGGUUGAUUUUGAUGCUGAAGUUGGGUCCCUGACACGCACAGUCAGUUUAAUCUUUAGCUUAUUAGCAUAUCCUGCUUUUAACUGCCCCUUGUUGGUAAAACAGUCUUGUGGUGAAAUGGUUAUCACACACAUACAACAUUUUCAGAGUUGUUGUGAGUACAUUCCCAUCAAAAGUAAAAUUAAUUCACUGGCUCCUCAAAUCUUCAGAUGAAGGAGGCAGAAAAAGACUCCUGUCAAGAACCAAGCAGAGGCUGGGUUGUAGCUUUAACAUGGUUGUUGCUGUACCCGAGGGGAAAAAAAGGCGAAUGCCACUUUAGCAAAGAAGUUAUAGGCUAUGUUCACACUGCAGGUCAAUUCCGAUUUUUUAACCUCUUUUGUGUGUGGAUAUAAAUCAGAUAUGUAUCCAAUGUGACUGCAGUAUGGAAGCUCAGGUCGCAUUCAUCUGACUUAUACGUCAUCAAUCAAACAAACAGGCACGUAAAGCAAUUUGUUCUUUGUGUGCAUGCAGGUCACUUCACGAACGCAUUCCGUUCACAUUAGAUGCCGCAUUCGUUGUUGUAAUGUGAACGACCGCACAAAAAGAUUGGAUUGAAUAAAAAAAUCCGAAUUGUGCAUCAUAACCUGCGGUGUGAACGUAGCCUUGGAGGGCUGGGCUAACGAUUAUCAGGGGCAGAGCCAUCAACAUGUGGGAGAGGCUGAUGCGGUUAUGUCAUCAUAAACGCACAGUUUUUCCAUCUGCCCGUUUGUGCUCAUGUUUUCGUGGAGGAGGGGAAAACAAAAGAGGGAGAGAAUGCCAUUUUUUUAAUGUCGGGAGGGGUUGUCGGCUUCGAGGGGAUGUCUAUUAUUGGUAGAAAACCACCCAAAAGUGGAUUUUUCAUAAUAGGGACCUUAAAUGUUUUAAAUCUGUGUAAGUAGCACAAAUCUUUUUUCAAAAACAAAAAAAUCAGUUUCUGAUUUCAGUUGUUUUCACACCCAAGUGCAGCUCUACUGAGAACUUUAGCAGUGAAAAUUUAAAAUCAGGCUGCUUAGCUGUUGAGCUGUUAAUCUCUUAAUCUGCAGUUGUAAAAAGCAUCAUAUCCACAAAAUCAUAAAAAUAUUUAAAAUCGUUAUUCUUUAUAAUAAUUAACUUAUUUCAGUGAGUCACAGAGCGGCAUCGGCAUUAAUUUCAGUUUCAUAACCAGAUAAAAACUCCUCUUUCACAGGAGGUUUAAGUUCACCUCUUAAAGUAGAAAUUCUUGAGCCUUCUUUAAGCGGUCUGGUAAAUACAGGUCUUCACCUUUAGUCCCAUAACCCUGCGAAAAGGUCGGUUUUCAAAGCCGGACUGUAAACAAGAAGAAAAAAAGAAAAUUGCAAAGAAAAAAAAAAAACAUGCUUUCUUGUUUACCUGAAUCGUAUGAAGCCUCCUUUUUUGUUAAAAGAUAGAGAGUGGAUGUUAAUGUAAGACUGAAAACUAAUAACCACAUUCAACAAAUACAAUAAAGUGAAAAAAUGAAACUCAAUUAAAACUGAAAGGAAUCGAACAUAAUGAGCACAGUUUUUAAUUUUAUAUAAUGCACAUUUUUUCAAAUAUGUGGCUCUAAAAUACAAAUGUUUUAUCCAUCUUUAUUAAUAACAUUCAGUUUGAAAGUUUGAAAGGUCAACAGAGGAAAAGAGGUGUCAGUCAUGCUGUUUAUUUCCCAUAUUUGACUUGCAGUGAUUACUUUUCUCUUUGUUAAGUUCCACACAAACAUUUAAUUAAAUAUCCCUAAAGUUCAUGAAGAUAAUCGCCUCAUUUUUGCAGGAUUUCAUUUGCAGUGUCAAUUUUAAAGUGUUUCUUCCUGGUUUGUCACAGUUGUUGUAUUUCCAUCCAAAUCCUGUGGACUCAUUUGUUUUUGUCGCUCAUCUCCGCAGAAGUGUAAGUCUCUCCACUUCCCUAUGAGGAGUGUGGAGAUGCCGAGCACCGACUCUCUUCAGUAUCAGAUGUAUAAAAGCAUGAGAGGAGCUCUGGCUGAACUCAAAGACAGUCUGGAUGAAACUCUAGACAAAGACUUUGACAGAAUCUCUGGGAAAGGUUUGUCUCUUUUAAAGUAACUUAAAAGAAGUUUACUCUUUUAAAGCCUGAACCGUAAAUACUCACUGAUGACGUUUUUUUUUUUGUAUUUCCAGUUACGUCACUAAAGGAAAACAACAACCACACCACCUCUGAAAACACUAAAGGUAGGUCAAGUUUGUUGGCAGGUAAAUGUUUCUACAGAAUAUUCCUUUAAUUGUACAGGAUCAUAUUUUAAGUUUGGAUUUAGGAUGUUUUUGGGUUGAAACUUCAAAAUUUUUAAUCCAGAACGUAAACGCAAAAAAAUUGUACCGUAUUUUUCGCACUAUAAGGCGCACCUGAUUAUAAGGCGCACCAUCAAUAAACGUGUCUAUUUUCAUACAUAAGGCACACCGGAUUAUAAAGCGCAUUAUGCCAAACAAAACAGUCAGAUAAGUUGAUCUUUAUUUAACUCAUUCUAUAACUCCGCGAGGCUACGGUAGCUGCAGCGCUCUGACACGCCAAAAGGAUUUUAAGUGCACCUUAUAGUGCGAAAAAUACGGUACUUCCUGACUAAAGUUCCAACUUCAAUUAGGGGUGUUCCGAUACAACUUUUUUACUUUCGAUACGAUCCCAACAUUGUAGCCUUAAGUAUCGGCAAAUACCGACAUUGAUUCGAUAUUGGAACAAACUUGUGCACGACAAGUUUUGCACUCAGCUGCAACAUUUUUUUCCGGAUUUCAACGAAAAUACUGCCACACAGCUGACAUCACUCCUACUCCUUGCUACUUUGUUUGUACGUUAGCACACGCUCUUGUUGUGAUCAUGUGGGUUCUGCAUGCUGGAUCCAGGCUCUGGAGUGGAGUCUGGAAUGGACUGCUUGUAUCAGAGUGCCGAUAUCAAGGAUUUUAGAUUAAGGCUGAUAUAAUCCAAUAUUUGUUUUUUGGCUGAUAUCGGACCGAUAUCAUUAUCAUAUUGGGACAGCCCUAACUUCAAUCCUUCUUUUCUGUUGUCCAACAUCCAGCUUUAGUUGUUUAUCCAGCAGCCAGAGACACCAAUAUACUACAUAACUCAGAGCCGAAGACAAGAGAUGAUUUCCUCCAAUGUGAGCACACGGUUUAAUCAAUCUUACUGGGACUCAUCUCCAUGAAAUAUGUCCUUGUAUUGUUGACAAUCUGCCUCAUCUCUGUCCAGAUUACAGUGAAGUGACCCUGGACCCGAACACAGCCAACCCUUAUCUAUCCUUCAUCGAUGGUCGACGAGGAGUCAUCACACGUCUGGACUCUCAGCCCUACCCGGAUCACCCCCAUCGCUUCAGCAGCUGGGCUCAGGUGCUGUGCAGAGCCGGGAUGGCGGGACGCUGUUACUGGGAGGUCGAAUGGGCCGGGAGCGGAGGGGUUUCCAUCGGUGUCUGCUACAAAAACAUGAACAGGGCCGGAGGAGGGAGCGACUGCAAGCUCGGACACAACUCCAAAUCCUGGAGCCUGGACUGCUCUCCCUCGUUGUGUUCCUUUCAGCACAAUAAGGAGAGUGUGACCAUCGCUGCUGUCUCCUACAAAAGGAUAGGAGUGUACCUGAACUUCAGGGCUGGGACUCUGUCUUUCUACAACGUGUCUGAUACGAUGCAUCUACUCCAUCGAGUCAAGACGGCUUUCUCGCAGCCUGUAUAUCCAGGUUUCUGGGUGGGUUUGGGUUCCACGUUAUAUCUGUGCUCACUUUAAAUUUUUCCUACAGGAUCCGAGUUCUCAGAUACUGUUAGAUAA
Xyrichtys novacula (pearly razorfish) is the source of this 7892-nucleotide messenger RNA. The record is from the annotation of a GenBank genome assembly. Lineage: Eukaryota; Metazoa; Chordata; Actinopteri; Labriformes; Labridae.